CCGGCGGCGAGGGAGGGAGGGAGGGAGGGAAGGAGGGCGCUGGUCCCGCGCCACGGGGAGGCUGCGCUCGCCGCCUCCCGAUGCGCGUCGUGUCUCUCUCCCCACACACACCCCACCCCCCAAAUAAUUUUCUGCGGGAACAAUAGCAAAUAUCGGCGUUUAUUUGCGCAGGGGCCGCUGGCGGGGCGGGGCGGGGCGAGGGCGGCUCAGCCCGCACAAUGGGGGCUUUGUUGGGCGCACAGGGCUCCUCUGUGCCGGGGCCGCCGGGCUCAGCCCCGCUCCCCCGUGCCUCCGCCGCGGCUCCGGGGCAGCAGAAAGCACCGUCAGAUCACAGGGAAAACGCCGGCCAGGUUUAAAGUUCGUGCCGACACCCCGCAGAGCGUAGUUAAUCAGCGGGAGAAGCAUCUCUGAGUGUAGCUGGCAGAUGGGAAAGUCCCCGAGAGGUCUUGAGCUCACUGGUCGUGGGUUUGAGCGCUAGCAGUGGUAUCGGAAGGAGAAACUGUUAAAUUGGGGUGCAGGGACUAUCUGGAGGAGGGAAGAGGCUCCAUGCCAGGCGUCCAUCUCGUUUCGGUGGUGAGAAGUCAACACUCGAGCCUUUGGGAGCUCUCCGAUUUCUUAAUGAGAUGAACAUCUUGUUCCCUUGCUCCCAGGCACACCAUGGAUACCACCGGCCACAGCGUCCUCCUCCUCCAGCAGCUGAACAUGCAGCGGGAGUUUGGCUUUCUGUGUGACUGCACAGUUGCCAUUGGAGAUGUUUACUUCAAAGCCCACAGAGCGGUGCUCGCUGCUUUUUCAAACUAUUUUAAGAUGAUAUUUAUUCAUCAGACGAGCGAGUGCAUAAAAAUUCAGCCUACCGACAUCCAGCCUGACAUAUUUAGUUACUUGUUACAUAUCAUGUACACUGGGAAGGGGCCAAAGCAGACUGUCAGCCAGAGCCGGCUGGAGGAGGGCAUCCGCUUUCUGCACGCAGACCACCUCUCCCACAUCGCCAUCGAGAUGAACCAGGCCUUCUCCCCAGAGCCCGUCCAGUCCUCCAACUUGUACGGGAUCCAGAUCUCCACGGCACACAAGCUGGCCAAGGAGCGCCUGGGAGCCAAGGAGAGCCUGCCCAAGGCGGGCGGCCGGUCUGCGGCCCAGGGCGAUCACCCCCAGCUGCAGCUGUCCCUGGCCAUCGGCCUGGACGACGGCCCCCUGGACCAGCAGGUCGCUCGCCCCUCGGCCCAGCCCGCGGCCCUGGCCAAGCCGGCAGAGGAGCGCCCGAAGCUCUCGGUUUCCAUAAAGCAGGAGAGGUGCGACUCGGAGCCCGUGGUGUCCCAGAGCUGCACCCCUCCUUCUCCGGAGGUGGCGAGCCCCAUCCUGGCCAAGGGCAGCCUCAAGGUGCACUUGUGCCACUAUUGCGGGGAGCGCUUCGACUCGCGGGACGGGCUGCGGCAGCACCUGCACACCCACGUCUCGGGCUCGCUGCCCUUUGGCGUGCCGGCCUCCAUCCUGGAAAGCAGCGACCUGGGCGAGGUGCAGCCUCUGGCCGAGGACAGGGAGCCCGGGGACGGCCAUCGCCUCGGGGCCUUCCUCCUCAAGGAGGAUGAACAUCAGCUGGAGCACCCGAGCUGCAGCGAGCUGGAGCCUCUGCAGAUCGGGCAGCUCUCCCUCAUCUCCAAGGACCACGAACCGGUGGAGUUGAACUGUAACUUUUCUUUCUCAAGAAAGAGAAAGAUCAGCUGCACCGUCUGCGGCCGCGCGUUUUUCCGGAAGAGCCAGCUGCUGGAGCACAUGUACACGCACAGAGGGAAGCAGCACAAGUACGGCCGCUGCCAGCGGCUGGAGAGCCCCGGCACCCCCAGGUUCCACCCUUACUGUGACAGCGAGAGUGUGGGAAAGAGCUCCAGCUUGUCCCAAGACCACUUAGAUGAAUGUAUACUGGAGUCAGAUCUCAUCCAAGAAAGCGUCGAUACGAUCCUGGUAGAGUAAUUCUCCCCUUCAGAUGCUGAAACUAGAUGUUUUGGCAUUCUCCACCUAGGGAGUGGCUGCUCUGUGCAGCUGAUUUUCUUGAGCCACCGUUCCCCUCACUGCUGAGAUAACUAUGAAGGACUGUGUACUUUGACUUGUGUACUUGCUUUUUUUACUUCUCUAACUUUUAAACUCGAGUUAAUUCCCAUCUAAGUCCUUCUUGGAAGCCUCCGUGUAACUCAGUUAUGUUUUUCCUGAAUGUGAACUUAUUCCUACUCUGCUUUACUGGAGUAAAGGCUGUAUUGCUGGGUGUGAGGUUUAAACAUUGUCUAGUACUCUGUGUGGUGCCUAGGACUGUUUGUAUCCCAUAGAAUUGCUCUUCUGAAACCAGAUGGAUGGAAGUGUAGAGGGAAAUACUGUGUUUCCCAAACAGUUUGUUUUUAAUGAAAAUAAAUAUCUCAAGGAGAUGAAUCCUGAAGUUCAUGUUGUUCAUGUAACUGCAGUUAAUAAAUCUCUGCAUACAUAUUUGCAGGAGCCAUAAGGCUGCUCUUUUCAAGGGAAUUGGCAGUGUUGAUGUAGGGGUGGCAACCUUCAUUUUGACAAGCCCUGGAGUCCUCAUCUGUCUUCUAAAUUUACUUUUAAACUCUAGGGAUUUGCAUGUGUUUUUCCUCCUUCCUACUCCUCCCUUGUUCACCACUACUGCAUAAGCAAGGACAGAUUUUGAUGCCCCUCUAGGACCAUGUUUCAUUUUUGGACUGUCUUCUCUGCAGGGAGGAAGGAAAGCUGCAAAGGAGUGUUCUCUCUUCUUUGAGGGGAGACAUACCCUAGCUUAAGUCUUUACAGGAUUAAAUGCCACACACGUAUUUUCUGAGUGAAAAUGAUUUCUAACUUUAUAAACAGCUUGGAGUAAACAUUUUAAAAUAUUACAAUCUGUAUAUUUGCUCAGAGCAAAUACACAGUGUGUUAUUUUUUUCUCUGUUUGCAGAGCCAGUGUUAGAUGGUAACAUGCAUGUUUUUUGCCUUUCAUAUAAUCAUAGAAUUCACAUAAUUCAUCGAAUCAUAGAGGGCUGGAAGGUUCAUUAAACUUGCAACCCCCCUACCAUAGGCAGGCACACCUUCCACUAGGUUGCUCAAAGCCCCAUCCGGCUUUUUAUUUAUCAUUACUGGUUAUCUGAAGGGUAAUAUCCAAGAAGGGGUUAAAAUUAUACACAUGCCUCUUGAAUUCACAGUUUGUCCCUCUCUAGUUUUCAUCCCAGGCUUCCCACCAGAUGGGCUGCAGCCCACCCCUCAGAGAUGCUGUUACUCAGAAGGCCCCAGGGAGACACACCACGUUCUUAGAGAGCAGAGGUCUCUUCUGCAGCUCAGAGCAAAAGCCUCGUGAGCUGCUCCCAUAAUCUCUUUACCCAGAUUUUGAGAAGCUGGAGGCUUCCUGCCAGUCCUGGUGGAGCCGAGUCAUUGCCUUUGGAAAGGGGGAGCCUGAACAAUGGUGUGAGGACGCUUUGCUGUCAGAACGCCUGCUCCAAAGCUCUUUGUAGUUGGGACUCGAGCUGUCUUUGAUAUUGUCCUGGAGCAAGAGCUGCAAUUAAAUCACUGCCGAAUUAAAAGACCAUCUGAGGUCUUUGUGAGGGCGGUUGCUGCUUCUCCUGGGCAGGGAGCUGCUCACUCCAGGGGCAGGAUUGGCCACUGAGAGCUGCCAAAUUGUGUUUCAAGACAAAGGGGCGAAACAACCAGUCCCUGAGCCUGCCGAGAAGAUGUUGCAAAAUGCAGGCUGUGGUUUGGAGUGUGCUUCUUUGCAAGCCCCAGUGCUCCUUUUGCUGCUUGUACCCAUUUAAGCUGCUCUGGUGUGAACACAUUUGAACCCUGCUUAAAAAGCCCUUCUUUAGAACAAGCAAACAAACAGAACCCAGCUGACACCCAGGCCUGUGAAUGCUGCAUCUGAGCACGGAGCCAUUCUCACGGAGCGUUUCCUAGAAGAGAACCUUCUGCCUCUCUCCCAGCCUAACAGCAUCAGCUAAAUCACAUCCAGCACAGGCUGCUCGUAACUGGGAGAAUGCCCUCCGGCUUCCACUGACCUCUAUUUCUACAUGAUGGGUAAAAAAAAGAUAAAAAAAGAUAAAAGAAGAGGUAUUUUAUGGUCAUUCCCUAUUUGUAUGCGACACUUUACCGAGUGCUGCUGGCUUCCCUCAGCUUCCUACAUUUAAUUUAAAAACAGAGAGAAGCGUUUGUUGGGGUGGCUUAGAGCUGUAGAAAGGAGAGGGAUUGAAUCAGCUAUUCAGUCAGUAGAUAAGCACCUCGGAUUGUCAAAUAGGUGCCUAACUUGCCUGAAGUAAUUGGUAUUGAAAGUCAAAGGGCUCUUGAUGUCUCUGCAGAGGUGACAGGGUAGUGUAAUACAGGUCAGUGUUGGGGACAGCAGCAGGGACAGCAAGCAGCAGUGCCCAAGGCAUCUCUGCGACGCGCUGCUCAUCCUCAGGUGCGUGGGCUGGACAGUUUUGUUCUCUUCUUGCCCAUUAAAAACGGAGCUUUUAUAAAAGCUGUGAUCUCAGGUAAAAGAGCCAAAUAUCACUCAGCUGUAUGUGCUGUAGGAGUGGCUCCAUGGCACUGACUACAAGCACACCAGCAAAGCUGAAAUGAGACAUAAACCAGGGCUGUGUUCCUGUGAAAAGAUACCUUGAAAAGAUACAACUGUAAAGGAUUGUUUUCUGUUACCCUUACACCCCUUUUAAAGGUGUACUUUGGUUAAUCUUUGUGGGACUGAACAUCUGUGACAUCAAAUGUCUGCCAAAGGCUUUUUUUUUUUUUUUUUGCAUCAUUUGCAAUACAAGAAAUGCAUUUUCAGCAGUUUUCUAUGGCAAGUGUUAAAGCACUGUUAUAAUUAAAGCAGCAGGAAAAGCUGGAGACAGAAGUCAUCAGCUCCAAGUUAUGUUAACAUAAAAACAUCAUUCUCUCCAAGUCUUAUGAAUAGAAAAUAAUUUUACAGGGCAGUUACAUUUGCUAAGCAAGGGCAGCAGCUGCUCCUGGAUAAAUCAUGAGAAGUUUUAUUACUGUAUGUGGAAGACACUUGAAUUACUGAGUGCUUAACCUUUAUGCCGGUGCAUGCUUGGAAAUCUGCCUGACUUGCACAGCUGGGUUUGACAAAUACUCAUUUCUUGUUGGGGUUUGAUUUUCUUUUUUUUAAAUAAAAACCUAA
Messenger RNA from Motacilla alba alba, 5134 nucleotides. RefSeq names its product zinc finger and BTB domain containing 25 (gene ZBTB25). The record is from RefSeq and is a predicted model, not a curated record. The coding region runs from base 658 to 1968 and encodes 436 amino acids. Lineage: Eukaryota; Metazoa; Chordata; Aves; Passeriformes; Motacillidae. Gene Ontology annotation, cellular component: nucleus. Gene Ontology annotation, biological process: regulation of transcription by RNA polymerase II. The transcript is spliced from 2 exons. Gene Ontology annotation, molecular function: protein binding; RNA polymerase II cis-regulatory region sequence-specific DNA binding; DNA-binding transcription factor activity, RNA polymerase II-specific.